Molecule: messenger RNA, 693 nt
Organism: Porites lobata
Lineage: Eukaryota; Metazoa; Cnidaria; Anthozoa; Scleractinia; Poritidae
Source: the annotation of a GenBank genome assembly
UUGAAGCUUAAAAAAGUGCACCGCGUAUUGGAAUUUGAUCAGUCUCCAUGGUUGAAGCAGUACAUUGAUUUUAAUACACAGAAACGAACAAAUGCUAAAAAUGCUUUCGAAAAGGACGUUCUUAAACUCCUAAAUAAUAGCAUCUAUGGAAAAACAUGCGAAAACUUACGCAAGAGAGUUGACGUGAGGUUAGUAGCAGAUCAAAAGAAGUUGUCUAAAUUAGUAUCCAAGCCAACAUUUGUUAACAGUAAAAUAUUCAAUGAAAACUUAGUAGCGGUACAUAAGAUAAAAGAAUGUUUGACUCUAGACAGACCGGCCUACAUCGGAAUGUGUAUUCUUGAUUUAAGCAAAGUACUAAUGUACGACUUUCAUUAUAAUUAUAUUAAACAAAAAUAUAGUGACAGAGCUAAAUUAUUGUUUACAGACACAGAUAGCUUAUGUUAUAAGAUCCAGACAGAGGACGCUUACAAAGACGUUUGGAUUGAUAGAGAUAAGUUUGACAACAGUGAUUAUGAUAAAAGUAGUUCAUUCUUUGAUGCUAAUAAUAAGAAAGUUAUUGGUAAGAUGAAGCAUGAGGCAGCCGGUGUUCCCAUUACUGAAUUUGUUGGGCUUCGCAGUAAGAUGUAUUCUUACGUCAAAGAAGGCGGUAAAAACGAAAAAACAGCAAAGGGUAUUAGAAAGUAUGUCAUAUGA